CACGUGGGGCCCAUCCCCCCGUCGCUCCCUCACGUGCCCUAUCCGCUCCUCCCUCCAAAAUCUCUCUACUCCCUCUCUCCCUCCCGCCUCUCCCUCUCCAAUCACCCCUUCGGCUCCACGUGGAUCCACCUUCCUCCCCCACGUGUCUCCCGCGUUGACCCAGUCGUCGCCCAAGUUGGGUCCUGCGUCGUCGUCGCCGGCGGCGCGUGCGACUUCGAGAACGUCGCACGUGCGGUCGAGGUUUUCAACCUCGCCGAUCCCACCACGAGCUGGACCCUCUGCGACCAAAUACCAGAGGACUUAGCCCGGUCAUCUUCCGCCACGUGGCUCUCCUCCGCCACGUCGGCUAAGCUGCUGUACGUCCUCGACAAAGACUCCGGUGUCUUCAGUUCGUUCGAUCAGUCAACAGGGAAGUGGUCUCGCACGUGCGAGCUGAAACCAGACCGCGCGACUCGUGUCUCUGCUAUUGGAUUCUCAAACGGAAGGCUUCUUCUUGUUGGAUUAUCGGGUUCGGAUCCGGAUCCGGUUAGCUUAAAGAUAUGGGAAGUGGGUUUCUGUUUGGAUCUCAUAAAAUUUACGGAGAUUGGGAGGAUGCCGGAGGAGUUGGUCGAGGGGUUAGCGGGUUCGGGUUUCGGGUUGACUACUAUCGGGUUCGGGUUGGUGGGGGACUACGGGUAUUUUUACAACCCGGGAGAUUUUAGACGCGGGGCGGUGUUUUGGGAAAUUGACGGAGGGAAAUGGGAGAGCGUGGAGAUGCCUGAUGAAGUUGAUCAGGAUCCGACGGCUAGGAUUGUAUUUGGGUGUGCUAGAGUGGAGCUUGCUGACUUGAAAAGGGUGCAUGGGGUUAGGGUGUAACAGGAUGUUCACUGGUUGGUUUGCUGCAAAAAUAAAGUUCAGAAAAAAAAAUUAACUGUUGGGAGGAAAUCAGCUUCAAAUCUCAGAUAAUGAUAGAUGUAUGCUCAAUGAAGGUUCAGUGUCUUGUUAAGUGUAAAAAUUUGGUGAUUUUACUAUAAGCUAGAUCAUCAAAUUAGCAUU
Messenger RNA from Asparagus officinalis (garden asparagus), 1035 nucleotides. Its product is annotated as F-box/kelch-repeat protein At1g23390. The transcript has a single exon. Lineage: Eukaryota; Viridiplantae; Streptophyta; Magnoliopsida; Asparagales; Asparagaceae. The record is from RefSeq and is a predicted model, not a curated record. The annotation marks the transcript as partial. Gene Ontology annotation, molecular function: protein binding.